Exophiala aquamarina CBS 119918 is the source of this 2316-nucleotide messenger RNA. RefSeq lists its product as uncharacterized. NCBI's taxonomy places the organism in Eukaryota, Fungi, Ascomycota, Eurotiomycetes, Chaetothyriales, Herpotrichiellaceae. The coding region runs from base 1 to 2316 and encodes 771 amino acids. Gene Ontology annotation, biological process: protein modification process. Gene Ontology annotation, cellular component: P-body. The record is from RefSeq and is a predicted model, not a curated record. Gene Ontology annotation, molecular function: hydrolase activity. The transcript has 3 exons.
AUGCAUAUCCUUGUUGUAAAUGACGAUGGACCGCCGUCAAAUCAAUCUUCGCCAUAUGUCCACUCACUGGUGAGCACAUUUGAGAAAGCUGGCCACUUAGUAUCUGUGGUUCUGCCCCAUGUGCAAAGGUCGUGGAUCGGUAAAGCACACAUGGUGGGCCAGACACUGACCCCGACCUAUUUCCGACCGGGCACCCUUUACAGUGACGAUGGUAUCACCUCGGAGCGCCCAUUCGAUGAUGGUGGCGAGGAGUGGAUCCUCAUUGACGGCACACCUGCAAGCUGUGUGCAGAUUGGUCUUCAUCACGUAUUUAAGGACAGGCCCCCUAUCGACCUGGUUGUCAGCGGGCCCAACUACGGUCGAAACACGACUGCGGUGUUUGCUCUUUCGAGUGGGACCAUCGGCGGUGCACUCGAGAGUGCAGUUAAUGGCACCAAGAGUAUUGCCUUAUCCUAUGCGUUUGACUCGAGGAUACACGACCCGGAGAUUAUUUCUGCUGCGAGCAAUUUGAGCACCAAACUGAUCGAUAAGCUGGCCAAUGAGUGGCCCAAGGACGUGCAUCUUUACAGUAUUAACGUUCCUCUUAGAAAAGGGCUCGAGAACAAUAAGAUUUUGUACACUGAAAUGUUGCAAAAUAGGUGGACUAGCGGGAGUUCGUUCCAAGAGCUUCCUGAGGAAGCGGAGGAUGCCGAUCCAAAUUUAGAAGAGCAGGCCAUUCGUGAUGGUGACAACACUACGAAUGGAAAAGCUAGUAUACGCCCUAGACGAGCUCAUCGCAAGUUCAAGUGGUCACCGAAUUUUGCAGACGUUCACAGUGCUGUGGCAGAUGCGAAAAGGGGUGACGGCUGGGAGGUGCAACAAGGCAAUGUCACGUACGUCUCUUGGAGUCUUGUCUCGUCGAAUAUUCAUGCUGAUAUGAGCAGUGUCACACCACUAGUCGCGAAUUAUUGGCAUUUGCCGCAUUACACUGGCGAAAUCAAGCUCGCGGACGCCCGUCCCAACUGUAUUUCCACCGCUGCAAGAGAUCAACCCCGAACAUUAAAUGCAGUGGUUGCCUAUCCGGAUGCAUACGUGCAGCCAUUACUGAUACAGGCUCUUCAAGCUCUAGAGAAUAUAUCGAUCAACUACAUCUCAUCUCUCAGUGAGCUUCAGAAUGUCACAGAUCUCGUACUUCAGUUUUCAAGCUAUGAAUCGUUGGAUUUCGAGCAUGCCAUGAAGUAUCCCAAAAGCUCGCUUGUUUGCGCCUACGUCAUACGAAAGGCGUUGACCCGUAAACAUUACUUGUCCAACACAAUUUCCACGUGGCUGGUAAAGCAUCAACACAGCACAUUGGCCAAGCAUUUUCAACCAGGUGUGCACUUUGAGCUUGACUACGCCGAGUUUCUUGACGAAGCACUUGUAGACGCGUGGGACUUGAACGAGAGUAUGGUCAAGAAUGACCUGGCAACGUCACCCAACGAAAAGCAGUGGUGGAUUCUAAAGCCAGGAAUGAGCGAUGGCGGCAAUGGCAUUCGACUGUUCGCUAGCAUUGCACAACUCCAAUCCAUCUUCGAGGAGUGGGAAGAACAAGAGGAUAGUGAAACUAAUGAAGAGAGUGACGAAAUGCAAGACCACAAUCCUGAUAUGGUCCAAGAGGACGAGGCAGCCCAAGAUGAGUGUGAUGGUAACGCAAUGACAUCACAACUCAGGCAUUUCAUCGCUCAGCCGUACAUUGAUCCACCUCUGCUUCUCGACGCUUAUAGCAGAAGAAAGUUCCAUAUUCGGACCUACGUAUUGGCUGUUGGUGCGUUAAAGGUAUAUGUGUACAAGGAGAUGUUGGCCCUCUUUGCAGCACUUCCUUACCGAUCUCCUUCAGAGGCCGAAGACACGGAGUUGCUGAAUCUAUCGGAGCAUUUGACGAAUACCUGUUUCCAGGACGAUUCAACCAAGAAUUCGUCGGUCCAUGCAUUUUGGGAUCUUGAAUUCCCGGAAAAAGCGCCCAAGAAUAAAGAACAAAUAUUCGAACAGAUAUGUGAAAUCACAGGGGACGUGUUCGAGGCAGCCGCGAGAGAACAAAUGGUUCAUUUUCAAACAUUGCCCAAUGCGUUUGAAAUUUUUGGUGUGGAUUUCUUGGUCGACCAGGGUGCUAAUGUCUGGCUCUUGGAAUUAAAUGCGUACCCCGACUUCAAACAAACUGGGCAGGAUCUGCAGGACAGCAUUGUAGGGGGACUAUUGAGGGAAGUUGUUCAGGCUGCUGUCCUCCCUUUCCUCGGUCUUGAAGCGCCGGAAAGCUCUCGUCUGCCGAUGGUUAGGCAACUUGACUUGGGCCGAGGAUAG